Messenger RNA from Penicillium chermesinum, 1377 nucleotides. RefSeq names its product type III PLP-dependent enzyme. The annotation marks the transcript as partial. The record is from RefSeq and is a predicted model, not a curated record. Gene Ontology annotation, molecular function: ornithine decarboxylase activity. NCBI's taxonomy places the organism in Eukaryota, Fungi, Ascomycota, Eurotiomycetes, Eurotiales, Aspergillaceae. The transcript is spliced from 2 exons. Gene Ontology annotation, cellular component: cytoplasm.
AUCAAAAUCGUGUUGAGUCGCAGCUACACGGUUAUGGCACCGACUGCGUUAGUUAGUCCUGCUGAAAUAUGCUCUCUGAAAAAUGAAUUGAUCAAUCGUGAUCAGCUUGAUCUGAUCACCGACCGUGGGGACGAUUUGUUGCAAUCUCGGUUGACUGCCAAGGACAAAGUCUUGGACGUGUUGAAGAAGCGCGCCGCGGAGGUCAACACUGACAACUGUGGUGCCGGCGAGGAGGACCCCUUCUACGUUGCCGACAUGGGGGAGGUCUACCGCCAGCACAUGCGUUGGAAGAUGAACUUGAGCCGUGUCAAGCCCUUUUUUGCUGUGAAGUGUAACCCAGACGCCGAGGUUCUGCGUCUUAUGGCCCAGCUGGGCAAUGGAUUCGACUGCGCCUCCAAAUCGGAAAUUGAACUCGCUCUUCGCACCGGCGUCGACCCCAGUCGCAUCAUCUACGCGCAGCCCUGCAAGACCAAGUCUUAUUUGCGGUAUGCUGCUCAGGUUGGCGUUAAGCAAAUGACCUUUGAUAACGCGGACGAGUUGUACAAAAUCAAAGCUAACUUCCCGGAUGCGGAGCUCUACCUUCGUAUUCUGACCGACGACUCGACCAGCCUGUGUCGGCUGAGUAUGAAGUUUGGCGCCUCGAUGGACAUUGCCCCUCAAUUGCUACAGCUUGCGCAUGAGCUUGAGCUCAAUGUUGUUGGCGUCAGCUUCCACGUCGGCUCCGGUGCCGAAGACCCUUGUGCGUUCUUGAAGGCUGUCCAGGACGCUCGUGCCGUGUUCGAUCAGGCUGCGGAGAUAGGCUACGAACUGCACACCCUGGAUGUUGGCGGUGGUUUCUGCCAUGAUACUUUCGAGAAGUUCUCCGGUAUCCUGAGCGAGGCGCUAGAUACCUACUUCCCACCCAGCGUUCGUAUCAUCGCCGAGCCCGGCCGAUACUACGUUGCCAAUGCCUUCACUCUGGCCGCCCACAUCAUCGCCCGCCGGGACGUCCCUGAUCCAUCGGACCCGUCUCGUGAUGCAUACAUGCUUUACCUGAACGAUGGGGUGUAUGGUAACUUCUCGAACAUCAUCUUCGACCACCAACACCCCGUUGCACAAGUUCUGCUGCGUGGGUCCUCUGACGGGUCUGAGUCUCCGAAUUCUGCGACUUCGGAGAACAUCGCCUACUCCAUCUGGGGCCCGACUUGUGACGGUAUCGAUGUCAUCACUCAGCGCAUUGACUUGCCUGGUCUGUUGAACACCGGUGACUGGCUCUUCUUUGAAGAGAUGGGGGCCUACACCAAGUGCAGCGCUACCCGCUUCAAUGGUUUCUCCGAUAACCACGAGGUGAUCUACAUCUCGAGCGAGCCUGGCGCGUCUGCGUUGCUUGACUAUUGA